Messenger RNA from Labrus mixtus (cuckoo wrasse), 2112 nucleotides. Its product is annotated as GTPase IMAP family member 8-like. The transcript has 3 exons. The record is from RefSeq and is a predicted model, not a curated record. NCBI's taxonomy places the organism in Eukaryota, Metazoa, Chordata, Actinopteri, Labriformes, Labridae. Gene Ontology annotation, molecular function: GTP binding. Bases 1 to 2112 code for a protein of 703 amino acids.
AUGAACACAGCUUUGAACCUGGUUAUUUGUGGGAGGAGAGGAGGAGAGAAGACUUCAGCAGCUGAGGCCGUUUUGGGUCAGACAGGACUUCAAUCAGCCUCCAACUCAUCAGAGUGUGUUAAACAUCAGGGAGAGGUGAGCGGACGUCAGGUUUCCCUGGUGGAGCUUCCUGCCCUGUAUGGAAAACCUCAGGAGGAAGUGAUGAAGGAAUCACUCAGGUGUAUCUCUCUCUGUGAUCCUGAGGGUGUCCAUGCCUUCAUCCUGGUCCUACCUGUGGGUCCACUCACUGAUGAAGACAAGGGAGAGUUAAAGACCAUCCAGAACACCUUCAGCUCUCGGGUAAAUGAUUUCACCAUGAUCCUGUUCACUGUGGAGUCAGAUCCUACAUUUGCUAUUAACUUUUUAAGAUGUGACAGAGAUGUCCAGCAGCUCUGUCAGAGUUCUGGAGGACGAUAUGUUGUUCUCAACACCAAGGACCAGCAACAGAUCGCUGAAAUUUUGGAUUCUAUUGAUCAAAAAAGAUUCAUCAAGGACAAACCAUGCAGCUACACAAUAGAGAUGUUUGCCCAUGCCCAAAUAGAAAGGAUAAACACACUACAGGCUCAACUUAAGUCACUGAAAAGGAGCAGCAGCACAAGUGAUGAUGAGAAGCCCAGCCCAGAGAGUCUCAGGAUUGUGCUGAUAGGGAAAACUGGCUGUGGAAAGAGUUCUUCGGGAAACACCAUUCUUGGACGUAAAGAGUUCGAAGCCAAACUGGGCCAAGGAUCUGUCACCAAACGUUGUCAGAAAGAACACUGCAAGGUGGAUGGGCAUACAGUCACUGUGGUCGACACUCCUGGUCUGUUUGACAAUAGCUUGUCCCAUGAAGAGGUUUAUGAAGAGAUGAUGAAAUGCAUCAGUCUUCUGGCUCCAGGACCACAUGUCUUCCUGUUGGUGUUACAAAUCGGCAGAUUUACACCAGAGGAGAAAGAGACAUUAAAACAAAUCAGAAAAGGGUUUGGGAGGAAUGCUGACAAGUUCACCAUCAUUCUUCUUACUAGAGGAGAUUCAUUAAAGCAUGCAAACAUGUCCACUGAUGAAUACAUUGAAACAGGAUGUCUUGAUUCCUUUAAGAAACUGAUCGAUGACUGUGGAGGAAGAUACCACGUGUUUGAUAACUGUGAGGAACAAAACAGAACUCAAGUCAGUGAGCUGAUAACCAAGAUUGAAACAAUGGUAAAGGAAAAUGGAGGCAGCUGCUACACCAAUGAGAUGCUGCAAGAAGCUGAAUUUUCUAUAAAGAAAGAAAUGGAGAGACUCUUGAAGGAGAAGGAAGAAGAGAUGAUGAAAAUGACAGAGGAACUUCAAAGAAACCACAGAGAAGAAAUGAAAGUCAUGAAAAGAAGAAUGGAAGAACAAAGAGCAGAAACUGAAAAGCAGAGAAAGAUCAGGGAACAACUACUUGAGGAAAACAUCCAUAAAGAAAAAGAAAUGAGAAGGAAAGAACAGGAAAUAAGGGACGAAGAAGAAUGGAUAAGAAAGCAACAGGAUGAGAUUCAACGACAAGCUUGGAAAUGGAAACUUUCUGAUUUAGAGGAAAAGAUUAUGUCCAAAUCAGAGGAAAAAGAAACCAUUGACAGAAAGCUGGAAGAGACCAGAGAAGAAUGGAAGAAAGAAAAAGAUAACUGGGAGAAAAAACUUAAAGACUGGUGGGACGAUCGAUCACAAGAAAAUGAACAGAUAAGCAAUGGGGAACAAACCAAACUGAAAAAGCUCCAAGAGGAAUACGAAAAGGAGAAACAAGAGAAUGAAAAGAAAAGACAAGAAGAGGACCGAAUCAGAAGACAAGAGGAAAAUGAAAAAAAAUCCAUUGAGGAAAACUUUGAGGAGAAAAUGGAGAGUCUGAAGAAAAUGUACAAAGAGGAAGCCAGAAAGAAAGCUGAAGAAUUCAAUGAAUUCAAAAAGAAAUACAAAAAGAAAUAUUUAGCCCAGACACAGGAGCAUGACAAACAGAUAAAAGACAUCUUACAGUACCUUUCAGUCCACAGAGAAGAACUCGAGAGAAACCGUCAGGCUGAACUCUGCAAUGUGGUCAAAUUGCUCUAUACCUCCUUCCUGAGGGAAGUGGGGUGA